Varroa destructor (honeybee mite) is the source of this 4292-nucleotide messenger RNA. RefSeq names its product protein turtle-like. Gene Ontology annotation, molecular function: protein binding. NCBI's taxonomy places the organism in Eukaryota, Metazoa, Arthropoda, Arachnida, Mesostigmata, Varroidae. The record is from RefSeq and is a predicted model, not a curated record.
AAUUGUAUCCCAGUUUAACUGUGGUGUAUCUAGUACACCUUUAUUUAGCAAAAUCGUUGGUAAUUCCCGCAGCGUAUAAUACACACCAGCAUAUUUUUGUGGUCUGUGCAGCCGUGAAAUGCUUAAAUACUUGUGAUGUCAUAGUGUUAGGUAACGCUUUGUGAUUGAUCCAGAUAAAGAUCAACGUGUUUACUAACCGAAUAUGAUCUAAUCUGUUUGGGAUAACGCGCGUGAUGAUUGUUCGGUGACAAGGAUAUUGGGUAGAGGAUAUUUACUUUUCACGUAUACUAUGAGGACAGCGGAAAGAAACGCGAACUCAGGUUUUACGGUCCUGUUCACAAUAAUAUUUUUUUUUACAUAUGGGCAGACAGCAUCGCCAUUUGAAGACGACGAAUUGACAGAACCUACAAUAGCGAUAAUGGGAGUACUCGGAGAACGUGUGAAUCUCCCCUGUGAUAUCCACCCGAAUACCACUGAUGAUGAGGUAUCUCUCGUUCUUUGGUAUAAAGACGAUCAUACUACUCCAAUAUACUCUGCAGAUGCUCGCAAAACAAAUCUUCGCAAGGCCCACCACUCACCUGCAGGAUGGCUGGCCCACAGGGCAUACCUAAAAACUGAAGUGUCACCAUCUGUACUACAAAUGACACCCCUACAAGAGGGCGACGAAGGUCUCUAUCGGUGCCGCGUGGACUUUAAGAAAGCUCGCACGAGAAACUAUCAGGUCCAGUUAGGAGUAAUUCUGCCUCCAAGUGAACCUAUCAUCACCGACCAAAAUGGCGAAAUUCUACCAACGAAAAGUGUUAUUGGGCCUUAUAAUGAGGGUGACAAGCUUAUACUUGUUUGUCAAGUUGAAGGAGGAAAUCCGCCUCCUAUGGUGACUUGGUGGAGGGAGUCUUAUCUUUUGGAUGACAACCAUAACGUGUCUAACGGGAUAUCGAAGAACGUGCUUCGGAUACCCUCUCUCACGCGAAACGACCUCAUGGCUACGUUUACUUGCAUGGCAUCCAAUAACAAUAUUUCAUUUCCUGUCUCAGCCAGUGUUAUCAUCGACCUUAAUUUUCGUCCUUUAUCUGUAUGGAUCGAAGGAGAGCAGCGUCCACUUUCAGCUGGGAAAGCGGUUACAUUGGAAUGUCGAUCUUCCGGCUCACGACCACCAGCUCUUAUUGAAUGGUGGAAAGGCGGGAUUCGUAUGAAUUCUACGUCACACAAUGACACUAGUGUCCUAACAUUUGUGCCCACUGCCGAGGACUCUGGGAAGCAUCUAUCAUGCCGAGCAGAAAACUCAUUCAUAAGCAACAGCCGGAUUGAAGAUGGAUGGAAAAUUGAAGUGUACUAUAUUCCUAUUCUUACUCUUCGUUUGGGAAGCAAGCUCAGGCACCAACACAUCCAAGAGGGCAACGACGUGUUCUUUGAAUGCGACAUUCGAGCUAACCCGUUAGUCAAUGAUAUUGGCUGGCGUUUUGAAGGAAAAGAAGUUAACACUAAUACGUCAGCAGGGGUGAUCGUGAGCAAUCAAAGCCUCGUUCUUCAAAAAGUGGAUUUGCGCAAUCGGGGAAGGUAUACCUGUACAGCGGCUAAUGCUCAAGGUAUUGGAGAGAGCAAUGCCGUCGUGCUAAAAGUUCGAUAUGCUCCAAUUUGCGCCAAAGAUCGGAAAACAACGUACGGAGCUGCUCGAAAUGAAGCUGUACGCAUCUUGUGUGAACUGGAAGGAGAUCCUAACGAAGUAACGUUUAAAUGGCGCUUUAACAGGAGUAAAGACCUGGCUUUCUCGUCCAACGUCGACACGAUUGGAAACCGCUCAUGGCUUACUAUUGUUCCCCAAACAGAGGAAGAUUAUGGGCAUGUUAUUUGUUGGGGCAAAAACAGCGUUGGCCUGCAGAGAGAGCCUUGUAUAUUCAACCUAAUACCUGCGAGUCCUCCAGAUCCGGUGCACAAUUGUAGUGUCUUUAAUCAGACAGAAGAAACGUUAACAGUGACCUGUCAAGAAGGAUAUAAUGGUGGAAUCGAACAAUCAUUUCAUAUGGAACUUCGUGAGGCUGAAGAGCGCGUUAUGCGAGAAAAUCUCUCAUUCAAAGCAAAUGUUAAAACUUCUGCUCUAGAAACAUCUUUUGCAAUGAACCAAAAAGCGACAGGCCCUUUAGCUACUACUGUGGUAAUAUCGGCCUCGGGACUAGCUCCCUCUACAACGUAUCUGGUGGCUGUUUGGGCGUCUAAUGCUCGUGGCCAAAGCCCGCCCACAAUGCUCGUGGCUCAUACUAUGACCUCUCCAGUUUCCCUCACCAGACGGGGCCUGUGGCACGUUACCCUAAGCCCUCUACUGUUAAUUCUCAUCUCGGUGGCGAUGGGAAUAUUACUGGUGGCGUUCAUAAUAAUAUUCGUAAUGAAGAUUCGAACUAAACAAGUAAUAAAGAACUCAACGCUAAACAGAGGGGCCUGUGAAGACAAACCUCAACAUUUCCAAAUAAAAAAGAACAUCAUUACUAACUUCGAGCAGUCGCCCUACAGAAAUAAAGAAAAAUGCCCUGAUAUCAUCCCUUCUGAACCUCUAAAUAACUGCCGGUUGGACACAUGCUUGCUCGAUACUUCAAUGCCAAGAAAUGCGAGUCUCCUCCCCUCAGCUAAAAAUGUUGGAGGUGUGACCUGCAGUUUGGUGGGAACUUGCGAACCACCGAAUAGCAUGAUACAGGUGGCAGGGCUAGAGCAAUCUGUAGCACCGUUAUGUACAGGCACUUUGAAAAAUAACGCGUGGAAUACCCGAGUCACGAUCCAUGAAAUGCAUGCACUGCGCAUUCAGCAGCCCGUCUUAUCUUCAGUGAACUAGCGUAGGGCAAAUUUGCCUCAACACGAUAAAUCUCAUUUGACCCUACAGAGUCCUAUACCGCUUAGAGAUAACUCUUCUUAAGCUUGGUGUAGAAUGGAGUCAAUCUUUUUGCCAUAUUUAAUAAGAGCUUUUGCGUUCUCGAACACGCCAUCUUUGGAAGAACGUACUUGCAGACUUAGAAGUUUUGAGCACUGACAGCCCGGCUAAAACCUGGUAUAUCGUACUCAUUAAUUAAGAACUGAAUAUCUUUUAGUUUUUCAGAAUCGUUAUGAACGUCAGUACGUUGUUUCUAGCUUGGUAUUCAAAUAAUUCACGAAAUUGCUUUUAACAUAAUGUAGGAUAUCAUGUUUAACAGUUUGCCUUCUGAUCGGUGAUAUUACUUCAAUAUAAUCAGUAACAAUUUUACCUUACCUAACAAGCUUCUAAUUUCUUUUAUGCUUGUCAAAGCUGUUGUUGCUUGUGACAUAUAUGUCAAUUAAUAGAUUAUCUUAGACAUUUUGGUAAUUUUUUCUAUCCUUUUACUUAGUUGCCCGAUUUUACUAUUAUUAUUUAUUCCGAGAAGUAAGGUUCUUAUGUACCGCAGACCGGUCUGACUUCAGUCGGUUUAUCUGUAUACUUACUUUAUUAAUUACUAUUACUUAUUGAUCCAGUUUGAAGUUUAGUGGAGUAAUAAUCUGCGUUCACAUGACUUCAUUCUGUGAAGGUGGAAUGGCCCGUUACUAAGCAUUAUUGUCCUGUAGUUUAGACUGGCCUUAUCUUAACUAGCGAAAUGUCUACACAUUGGACUGCAUGAUGAUACGCCGAGCUGCAUCAUUCACUAUUGGCUAAAAAAGACUGCUCUAUCGGUUACUCUAUGGUGAAUCUUAGAGGCGUUCGAAUUAGCCUGCCUUACACUCUACCUGACAUUUGGAAAAUAAGAAUUUCAAAGAAUUAUUAUAUACUGAGAUAAUUAUAGAAUAAUUCGAAGUGACAUCCUUCAGAUAAUAAAAAAGCUGGUAUUUUUGUUUCACCUUACGGUAUAUAUUAUAUGUAGCACUUAGGACGGUUGCCAACGUGAUCGAACACACCGCUUUAACGGCGCAUCUGUUUGUUCGCACUUUUUAGUGAUAUUCGCAUUUGCCCGUUUUCAAUAUUUCCAGCUACUUUAACAGCCACUUACGCUGACCUGGAGUACUGGAUGGAUUCACUACCGCAAGCUCUCAAAUGUGUUACGCCUCAUUUUCUACCAGCCUAGAGGCCUAUCAGAUCUUUGGCAUUACAGCACAAAUGAAGAGUCUCAAAUAUUUAUGUGGAUAUCGACUCCGAAUAUAUGCCAUUUCUCCAGGCAGUACUAGGCUUCCAAUGGGGUAUUGGUGCUAACAGGCUGCAGCCUUUGUAAAAAUGAAAUGAUGUGUUAUUGUUUUUGCUUGAAGUUUGAUAUAUGCAGUGAUUGUGACAUAAUAGCUGUAUAAGUAAGAAUAAAGAAGUUGUG